UGUUUGGUGCUUGCCGCUGACAACACAGUUGUUUUUGUGUCAUCCGUCAUCAAAUCAGCUGUGUACAACACACAGGGAGCAUGUAACAAUAAUAAAUGUGCGUAUUAAAUUAUUGAAGUGAAAAUGUCCAAAGUGAAAAUAUUCAAAAUAUCAAAUCAAUGUUUAUGAUAAUUUCACGGCGUCGAAGACAUGGCGCGCCGGAAGAGCAGUGGCAUAACGAGCUUGAGUUUCAAUCAGGACCAAGGCUGUUUCACAUGCUGUCUGAAGACUGGCCUGCGUGUCUAUAAUGUGGAGCCCCUGGUCGAGAAGGCGCAUUACAGCAAAGAGGAGCUGGGCGAGGUGUCCCUAUGCGAGAUGGUGUUCCGCACCAACUGGCUGCUCGUGGUGAAAGCUCGGAAGCCGUACAGCCUCCUCCUGCUGGACGACCAGCAACGUGCCUUCAAGGCUGAGGUGGUCUUCAAGUCGCCGAUACGAGCGUUGCGGGCCAGGAAGGAUAAGGUGGCCGUUGUCCUGACGUCCAGCGUACAGGUGUUGGCGUUGCCGACGUUCCAGCGGGUCGCGUUGCUGCGGACGCCGUCCUCCGCGAGGCCGCUGUGCGCCAUCGCCACGGAACCCAACGCGACGCAGAUACUGGCCGCGCCCGCGCACCGCACCGGAUCCCUGCAGUUGCUCGACGUGUCGAGCGUGCACCGCGACGGCGGCUCCAGCGCGCCCAGCGUGGUGCGCUGCCACCGCUCGGCGCUGGUGUGCGUGUGCGUCAGCGGCAGUGGCACCCGGCUCGCCACGGCGUCCGCGCGCGGCACCCUGGUCCGCCUCUGGGACGCCGUCUCCAGGCAGCUACUGCACGAGCUCAGGCGGGGCUCCGACUACGCUGACGUCUACUGUAUAAGUCUGAGCGCUCAGGGCGGGCGCGCGGUGUGUGUGUCGGACAAGGGCACGGUGCACGUGUGGGCGCGCGGGACGCACGUGGCCGCCGCGCGGGCGCCGCCCGACACGCGCGCCCUCUGCGCCCUCACCGACGACAACAGCGCUGUCGUAGUGAUAUGCGAAGACGGCACCUUCCACAAGUUCACGUUUGCUGCGGAAGGAAACUGUCAUCGGUCCGACUUUGAAUAUUUCUUGCAGGUUGGAGACGACGACGAAUUCCUACAAUGAUGACUGCUGCACAAUAAAAUUCACUUUAUUCGAACUUUAAUAGUGUUACAAGUGAAUUAAAAAAGAAAUAUACAAAAACACAAAAAAAAAACAAUCGUAUGAAAUGUGAUCGUAAUAAAUAAAUAAACAUGCAAACGUCUUUUACAAAUUGCAAACGUUAAAUUUGACUAAGUAAGUGUCGAAUAGUAACGCAUGUUAAAAUAAUAAAGAGUGAUAAUACUUGUGUAAAUUAGGUUUUAAGGAAAUUCUAAAAUUGAAGAAAACUCGUUGGCGCGGUUUGAAAGAAAAAAAAAAAGCAAUUUUUGACGUGAAUUCGAAAUUUUCGUUAUAUUUUUUCAGAAUUUUUCGUUCGUCAAUGUCGCGAAUGAUUUAAAAUAUGUUAGUUUGUAAGGAAAUUCUAAAAUUGAAGUCGUUAAUGCGGUUUGAUAAAAUAAAUCAAAAACUUUUUUUACGUGAUUUCGAAAUUUUCGUAAUAAUUUUUCAUAUUUUUUUCGUGCGUAAAUGUCGCGAACGGUAUGUUAGUUUUUAUGGAAAUUCUAAAAUUGAAAACAAUGGCGUGAUAUGAAUGAAGAAAAAAAAUCCAUUUUUGACGUAUUUCGCAAUUUUUGUAAUGUUUUCGCGCGUCAAGUUCUAGUGAUAAAUAAGUUUUUAUGAAAAUUCUAAAAUUGAAAAGGUUUUAGCGCGGAUUAACAAAAAAAUUAUAUUGACGUGUGUAUGUAAUUUCGAAAUUUUCGUAAUAUUUUGUCGCGCGUAAAUCUCUAGUGGUAACGUAACCUCUAAAGGAAAUGCUAAAAUUGAAAAUGGCGGGGGAUUGAUAAAACAAUAUCCCCUUGAUUUCGAAAUUUUUAUAAAAUACUUUUUUAUGAUUUUUCGCGCGCAAAUUUUGUAGUGUGAGUGAGCUAGGUAUAUCAAUAAGUCAUAUUAAGUUAGAAUAACCUCGCAGUUCGGAUCAAAGUUGCAUGGAUAGUUAUUUUUACAACUGAAACAGAAGUUGUUUCGUUGAAUGAGCAAGCAAGAUUAUGCGAGUCAUUUUAUAAUCAUGUUAGACGAAUAGCAGUAAUAUUAUAGCGUAGUCACAAUCUAAAGGCUCUUUGAAAUAAAACAAUACUUAAAUGUGCUAUUAUAAUAAGGUUUGCAUGCGUAGAAUUUCUAUUAAAAUAAAUGUGAAUUUUUAAAUGCAAAAGACAGGGCACCAAUUGCAUUUUUACGUAUGUAUUUUUUUUAGAAAUUGUAUUUUUUUUAGUUUUAUUAACUUAUAGUUUUAUUGAUCGAUGCUCGUAAACGCAUAUAACAUGACAAAUUUACUUAAAAAAAAGUUUAAGUAACAAAUUCCACGAUAUUAAAUUACGAACAGCGUUAUAGAACUAGUAAGAAGGUAAAAAAAAAACUUUAUUUACGUCCAAAGUCAAUCAGGUGAUAUCAACCAAACACAAUUUGUUGUGAUGUCUUCAUAUAUUAUGUACUAAAGAAAUAUUAUUUAACAUUAUAAUAUAUCAUGUUAAAAUAGAAGUAAAUUAUUAAUAUUUGUAUUGAAUGUAUUGAGGCUGGGUUAAGUUUGAGUGGUGGAGCUUAGUAUAGCCGCGACCUCCGACCAGAGCAGACCUGUUGUAUGAAUCAGCUCAGAAAAUAUUAUCAUUAUUGUAUCAAAAAAAAAAUGCAUGAAUGUUUAUUUUUUCUUGUGUUGUAUUACGUUUAGUAAAUUACACGAUUAAAGGAAAGGAAUUUGUGUAGUUUUUAUUAAAAUAUGAACCGUAAACCUAAAUUGCUAUUUGUAUUGUAUAUUUCAUUCCCUUUUUUACUUUUUUAUUUAUUUAUUCAAAAAUAUAUAUUGUCUUUCUAGUUUGUUUAAUAUAUUUCCAUUAGAAAAAAUAUUGUAAUUUAUACUCUUCACCUCGUUUACAUAGAAUAUAUAAUAAUAUAUAUUUAGAACAUUUUAAAAUGUAUAUUUCAGAUAGUUUUUUUUUAAUACUGAUUUCCGAAGGUACUUACAAUAUGAGUAUAUAUUUCAACUGUCUAAAGGUGUCCUCCAUUUAUAAAUUUCGGCCAAAAAAGAAUAAGAAUUUGUAAAAUUAAUAAUAUAAUUUGUUUUGAAAAAUGUAGAUGUGAUCAAUAAAUCAAUAAGUACCUUUGAAAACGCUCAAUAAUAAUAAUAAUAAUAGUAAAUGGUUUUCAAUAAACAAAUUUAAAUAAAUUAAAUACUAGAUACACUGAACUGGCACUCAAUUUUACAUAGCAUAGAAUAAUGUAAUAGAAAAAUGUCCUUUCUUUAAGCACAUUUUAAUUAUCAGAUGGUGUAGAUUAGUAAAUUUUAAACUACCUACACUUUAUCUUCUUAUCAUUAAAUAAAAUGUCAAUUUUUACAUCGAACCUUCGAAUAUUUCCAACUAAUCAGAGUGAAAGAAAAAAAUGUAGAAAUUAUCUUAAUAAUGUUUGAUAGCAUCCAAUUCCAAAUUUUACAAAGACUUCUAAUACAAUAUAUAUUUAGAAAAAUUAAAUAAGAUCAUCUCAUUAGUUGUACAUAAUGCGUUAACACUGCCUAGUUCUUGUAGUACUUAUUACGGCUCGCUUAUGCCUCAUAUUAACUUGGUCGAUUUUACAUUGGAAAAAGGUAACAAAAAAACUUGGAAUUGAACUUGAAAUUGAGCUCGAAAUUAGAAUACAAAAAUAGUACAAAGUAUGUAUAUAUGUAAUAGCUGUUUAUUAUUAAACUGUUCAAAAUUCAAAAUUUAUGUAACGGUUUAGACUAAAACAAAUUUAACUAUAACGAGGUUUGAUAGGUAACGAGUGUGGAGUUGCAAAAAUAUACAACUCCACAGAAGAACCUUUUAAAAUUUCAAUUUUGGAAAAAAUAUCAUAACAAGAAAACUUCUUUAUAUAUUUGAAUGGGGUAAACAUAAUUGAUGUCCAAUUAAAAACAUCAAAUUGUUGAUACUAAUAACAAAUAAAACGGGCCUUUAAUUACAAAGAAAAGCGUUGCGUAUUAAGCAUUUUAAUGUAUUAAUGUUGCUUAAAUUAAAUAUCCUUUCACCACUCGACAUGGUUUCAAAAGGUACAACUAGAAUGUAAGUAACGAUGCAUCCAUAGACCAAAUUAAUAUGAGGCAGCUUGCUUAUAUUUCCACAAUAUUUACUUACGGCGAUAUUGAACUAUUCGUGUACGAUAUUCGCUUACAGUAUAGUUUAUGGAAAAAAUCACAUGUAAAUAUCUCGACGGAUAUGACAAAAUUAAAUAUUUUUAUAUAAAAGUGCUCCACUGUUUUAUAAGGCUUUAAAGUAUUUGAAAUUCGGCGAAUAUAUCGCGCUAUUUGCAAUUUCGAAAUUAAAUAUCUAUACACUG
Bombyx mori (domestic silkworm) is the source of this 4491-nucleotide messenger RNA. RefSeq names its product WD repeat domain phosphoinositide-interacting protein 4. The record is from RefSeq and is a predicted model, not a curated record. Gene Ontology annotation, biological process: protein localization to phagophore assembly site; nucleophagy; autophagy of mitochondrion. Lineage: Eukaryota; Metazoa; Arthropoda; Insecta; Lepidoptera; Bombycidae. Gene Ontology annotation, cellular component: phagophore assembly site membrane; cytosol; extrinsic component of membrane. The transcript is spliced from 8 exons. Bases 190 to 1155 code for a protein of 321 amino acids. Gene Ontology annotation, molecular function: phosphatidylinositol-3,5-bisphosphate binding; phosphatidylinositol-3-phosphate binding; protein binding.